Messenger RNA from Cyanidioschyzon merolae strain 10D, 2469 nucleotides. RefSeq names its product methionine--tRNA ligase, cytoplasmic. Gene Ontology annotation, molecular function: ATP binding; methionine-tRNA ligase activity; tRNA binding. The coding region runs from base 1 to 2469 and encodes 822 amino acids. NCBI's taxonomy places the organism in Eukaryota, Rhodophyta, Bangiophyceae, Cyanidiales, Cyanidiaceae. Gene Ontology annotation, cellular component: aminoacyl-tRNA synthetase multienzyme complex; cytosol. The record is from RefSeq and is a predicted model, not a curated record. The transcript has a single exon. Gene Ontology annotation, biological process: methionyl-tRNA aminoacylation.
AUGUCUGCUGAGAGCGACCUGGCUGAUGAUUUGGACCGGCAGGCCUCAUUGACGUCAUCGAGGACGAAGAAGAUACCCAUUCAAGGAACUCGAAACGUCCUCGUUACGUCCGCGUUACCGUACGUCAACAACGUGCCGCACCUGGGAAACCUCAUCGGUGCUGUGCUCUCCGCUGACGUCUACGCGCGCUACCUACGUCAGUGUGGAGUCAAUGUGCUCUACAUCUGUGGCACUGAUGAGUACGGCACCGCCACAGAAACAAAAGCGAGAGAGGAAGGCGUAUCGCCAAAGGCGCUUUGUGACAAGUACCACGAACUGCACCGACACAUCUACCAGUGGUUCGACAUACGCUUUGAUCACUUUGGACGAACAUCUAUCCCUCAGCAGACAGCCAUCUGUCAGGAGAUAUUCUGGGAUGUGUACAGAAACGGCUUCGUCGUCGAGGACACCGUCGAACAGCUCUACGACGCGGAGGCGGGUAUGUUCCUCGCAGACCGCUAUGUGCGGGGCACGUGCCCGCACUGCGGCUACGCUGAGGCGCAAGGAGACCAGUGUGACGCGUGCGGGAACCUUCUGAACCCGACGGAACUGUUGGAUCCUCGUUCCGCACUGACCGGAAGCGUCCCAGUGCGCCGCACGUCCCGCCACCUUUUCCUGGACCUUCCGCGGCUGCGUGACGAACUGGAGGCGUGGAUUGAGCGCUCUGCAGCUCGGGGGCAAUGGAGCGAAAAUGCCCUCACGAUGACGCGGAGUUGGUUGCGUGAUGGUCUCAAAAAAAGAUGUAUCACAAGGGAUCUGCGUUGGGGCGUUCCAGUUCCACUAGAUGGAUUCCAAGACAAAGUUUUCUACGUCUGGUUCGAUGCUCCGAUUGGCUACCUGAGCAUCACUUCGGACUACAUGGGCGACAACGAGAGCUGGCGCUGCUGGUGGCAGCAGCCAGACGAUGUUGAACUCAUUCAGUUCAUGGGCAAGGACAAUACACCAUUCCAUACGAUCAUUUUCCCGGGAACGCUACUCGCUACCCGGCGUCCGUUCACCAUGCUUUGUCGCUUAUCGACGACAGAAUAUCUGAACUAUGAGAGCGGUAAGUUCAGCAAAAGCCGCGGUACUGGCGUCUUUGGUGACAGCGCAUCCGAGACGGGUAUACCCGCUUAUGUGUGGCGUUAUUAUUUGGUGGCAAAUCGACCAGAGCAAGCAGAUUCUGUCUUUACAUGGACCGAUCUGGCUGCAAAGAAUAACAACGAAUUGCUUGCGAACAUUGGCAACGUCGUCAGCCGCGUGGUUGCUUUUGUUCAGAACCAAAUGGGAGGCGUGCUGCCGGCGCUCGCGGACGCCUGGUCACCAGCGCCGCUCGAUGAACGCUUGUUCGAGCAGGUUACGGCGGAGUUGCAGGUUUUUCAUCAGGCAAUGGCGAAUAUCGGCUUGAAGGCAGCGCUGCGCUCGAGCAUGUCCAUCGGAAGACUCGCGAAUCAGUACUUGCAGGAAACAAAGCCGUGGGACCUCUUCAAACAGGACUCGAAACGCGCAGACGGUGUUCGUGUUCUCGUCAUCGCGAGUGCAGUUAUCCGCUUGCUGGCUGUGACCCUCGAGCCGUUCCUGGGGUCGGGCUUCGCGAGGCUGGUUUUCCAACAAAUCGGUGUACCCCAUGCCGAUGAGACAAAUCGAAUUCCGCAGCGUUUCGAUCGAUCGCAGCUUCAGGAAUGGAACUAUGGCACCGAAUCAUUUGCGUUUGGCAAACCACAGCACCUGUUCACGAAGCUGGAACCCAGCUUCAUAGAAGAGCUCCGUCGCCAUUUCGCGGGACAUGUUUCUGCCAACGAAGGCUCGGCAUCGAGUGGUGUGGCAUCUUCCGACAGCGAGCUACCUCUGGAACUUCGUCUCGGACGGAUUAUGCAGUGCAACAAGACAGCGCAGUCCGAUCAAUUGUAUCAGUUGGUGCUGGAUCUAGGCCCCGAGGAGGGAUCUCGCCAAGCAGCGGCAAAUCUCGGACAUGCGUUUCCGAUGACCAGCGACUUGCUCGGCCGCUUCGUUGUCGUAUGCUGUAAUGUGGAGCGCGCGGUGCUAGGCGGUGUGCAAAGCGAGGCUAUGGUGCUCGUUGCAGAGAAGAAGGCGCGCACAGCGCUCCUAACAGUGCGCCACGCGAAUGAGGCUAUGCUAGGGGCAAGACUGCUCCCAUGGUCAGCGUCUGAAUCAGGAAAUCCGCACACGGCACUGAUGAACGCAGCUCCGCUGUCACCCCUGGAUCGGAAGGGUCUCCAGAGCCGUCUGAAGGAACUUCGUGUUCGCGACGACGGUGUCGUGAUUUGGAAGCAAAACAAGCCGCUGGCAGCUGUCGUCCGAGAUCCCGAUGAUCCACGUCCUCUUGGAACAUCUAGCGACCCCGCGAUGAAGCCGUCUACCGCAUGGGUCGUAGUUAGCGCCGAAGCAUCCCUGGAUGUAGGAUUCUGGAAUAACGCACGUGUACGGUAG